Trichoderma gamsii is the source of this 1857-nucleotide messenger RNA. RefSeq lists its product as hypothetical. Gene Ontology annotation, molecular function: monooxygenase activity; flavin adenine dinucleotide binding. Lineage: Eukaryota; Fungi; Ascomycota; Sordariomycetes; Hypocreales; Hypocreaceae. Bases 1 to 1857 code for a protein of 618 amino acids. The record is from RefSeq and is a predicted model, not a curated record. The transcript is spliced from 3 exons.
AUGGCCCACGUUGUCACGUUACCUACUUUCAAGCAGCCAGGAGACGUUUCGGCAUCGCAGGCUAGGGCCAUUGCAGAGCAAUGGGUGAAAGACUUUGAGAGCGCUCUUCAAAGUAAUAGUACAGACCAACUGGAAAAACUGUUCGUCAAAGAUGCUUGGAUGCGCGAUUUGCUCUCGUUUAGCUGGGACUUUCGCUGCCUCCAAGAUCGAGACAACAUCAUCAGCUACUUCCAAGACAACCAUAAUGCCGACAUCAGUGGCAUCCGUCUUCAAGAGAAUGGCGCUUUUCAGCCUGCCUUUUUAGCCCCAUGUCCUGGUAUACAAUGGAUUCAGAGCAUGUUCGAAUUUGAAUCGCGCCAUGGUCGUGGAAAGGGCGCGAUUCGAUUAGUGGUAGAUGGCGAGGAUGGCAGUGAAUGGAAAUGCUACUUGAUGCAUUUUAGACUCAAAGAAUUAAAAGGGCAUGAAGAAAAGAUUGGACUAAGACGCCCUGGAAGCUAUGAUGCAUCAGAGUACAACUGGCAGCAGCGACGAGAGAGGCAACACGAGUUUCUGGAUGAAGAGCCAACUGUUCUCAUCGUUGGCGCUGGUCAAUCUGGUCUUACAAUUGGAGCCAGACUCCAGCAGCUAGGCAUUCCGUCGUUAAUCAUUGAGCGGUUGGGCCGUGUUGGCGAUACUUGGCGUAACCGCUACAAGACGCUCUCGACACACGAUCCAGUCCACUACUGCCACUUGCCGUACAUUCCUUUCCCUUCACAUUGGCCCAUGUUCACACCCAAGGACAAACUUGCUGAUUGGCUGGAGUCAUAUGCCAGCUUGAUGGAGCUGAACGUUUGGUGCAGCACUGAGCUCCAGAGUUCAUCGUUUGAUGAAGCGACGAAAUCUUGGUCAGUUGUUGUCAAGCGAGCGGAUGGCUCAACCCGUGACCUGAAACCAAAGCAUGUUAUCCUUGCGACAGGAAGCUCGGGCGAAGCUCUCAUUCCGCAUUUCGAUGGCAUUGAGAAGUUUAAAGGGACUGUGUAUCAUGCCAGCAAGCACAAAGAUGCCUCAGAGCAUUCAGAUCUCUCGAAUAAGCGUGUGGUGGUCGUCGGCGCUGGGAAUUCGUCUCACGAUAUUUGCCAAAACUUCUAUAACACCGGCGCCAAAUCAGUUACUAUGCUUCAACGUGGCGGAACAUAUGUUUUGUCUGCGAAAAAAGGUCUCUUCAUGCUAUUCACAGGCACGUAUGAAGAAGGCGGGCCACCAAUUGAAGAAUGCGAUGUCAUGGGUCAAAGUAUGCCACUUCCUAUCACACUUGCAUUUUGCUCUCUCCUCACACAGGCCAUAAAAAACGUCGAAAAGGAUACCCAGGAGGGGCUAGCUAAGGCCGGAUUCCAGCUUGAUUACGGAGAAGGUGGUGGCGGUCUCUUCCGCAAAUAUCUUACUCUUGGAGGUGGCUAUUACAUCGAUGUCGGAUGCAGCCAGUUGAUCAUAGACGGAAAGGUCAAAGUGAAGUCGAAUCCAGGGGGUAUCAAAUCGUUCACCCCGGAUGGACUUCUUCUGGCAGAUGGAUCUGAGCUGAAAGCCGACAUUGUAGUUCUUGCAACGGGCUAUCAAACAAUGCGCAGUACGGCAAAGACUCUUUUCGGAGACAAAGUUGCUUCACGGCUAGGAAAAGGCUGGGGUAUAACUGAAGAAGGCGAAAUGGAUUCGAUUUGGCGAUAUAGCGGACAUCCGAACUUUUGGUUCAUGGGUGGCAACCUUGCUUUAUGCCGAGGAUUCUCACAGUUGCUAGCGUUGCAGAUUAAAGCAAGCGAACUAGGAAUUUACGAAACACCAGGAACCAAGAACAAGAGUAACGGCGUACGGAAUGGAGUGUAG